GUGGCGCCGAGCCCUGGUGAUCCCCGACCCGGAGCAGCCACCACCGCCGCGCAUAAAUGGGUGCCGGCGACCCGCGAGCCAGCGGCGCAGACGGUCCCCUCCUCUCCCCCUCCUCUCGGCCUCUCUCCCAGUCCCCAGCGGCGGCUAGCCUAUCCAACAGUGAAAAGCGCACGCGCUCCCGCCGCCCGGCCGGGCUUCCUUCCUUCCUCCUCGGUCUUUAGCGGCAGGGAGCGCGUGCGGGUGCGGCCGAGCUGAGCAAGUGAGGAGUGAUCCGUUUGUCGAGAGACUAGGGAGGGUGACCGAGCGACCGUCUGCUUUGGCCCGGGGCGUACGACGACGGCGAUGCCGUGCUCUUCGCCGGCGCCGACGUGGCUGCUGCGCGUGGGGCCCGCGACCGACCAGGCCUCGUCCUACUCCUCGUCCAAGGGCGGCGGCCGCGUGCUCACGGCCGGCACCAGCACCAUGGACACGGGCACCACCGCGGGGGCGGCCCGGUGCGGAGGCGGCGGCGGCGGCAAUGCGCACGCGUCCGACCACCAGGAGAGCAGCAGCAGCGGGCAGUCCCGGCUCGCGGCGCGCGGCCACUGGCGCCCCGCCGAGGACGCCAAGCUCCGGGAGCUCGUCGCGCUCUACGGGCCCCAGAACUGGAACCUCAUCGCCGAGAAGCUCGACGGCAGAUCCGGGAAGAGCUGCCGGCUCCGGUGGUUCAACCAGCUGGACCCGCGGAUCAGCAAGCGCCCCUUCAGCGACGAGGAGGAGGAGCGCCUCAUGGCGGCGCACCGCUUCUACGGAAACAAGUGGGCCAUGAUCGCGCGCCUCUUCCCCGGCCGCACCGACAACGCCGUCAAGAACCACUGGCACGUCAUCAUGGCGCGCAAGUACCGCGAGCAGUCCACCGCCUACCGCCGCCGCAAGCUCAACCAGGUCGUCCAGCGCAAGCUCGAGGCCGCCACCGCCGCCGUCGCGGCAAUGCCGCCGGCCGCCGGCCCCGGCGGGGACGCCGGACACCACCACCACCACCUCCUGGCCGCGGCGCACGACGCCGCCUACGGCUUUGCCGACCCCUACGGCUUCAGCUUCCGCCAUUACUGCAGCUACCCGUUCCCGCCAGGCGCCGCCGCGGCGGCCGAGGACCCGCCGCCGCCGCCUCCCUUCUGCUUCUUCCCCGGGCCCGGCGGCGCGGCGGCGCACGCCGACAUGCGCCUCCCCUGGGUGCCGUCGUCGGACGGCGCCGGCGGCGGCGGUCGGAACGGGGAGCCGCCGCCGCUCCUGCUGCCCGUUCCGGGCGGCGGCUGGGUCGAGGGCGUCGGCGUCGGGGGCGCCGCGGCUGCGUUCCAAGCCACGGCGACAAGACAGGGCGGCGGCGGCGCUCACUUCGACGCCGCCGCGGCGCCGUCACCGGCAUUCAUAGACUUCCUCGGGGUCGGAGCCACAUGAAUGCAUGCACGAACGGUCGGUUUGAGCAUGCAGUUUGCUUGGGAGUUGCAAUUGCAGUUGCAGGUGGAUCAAGGACGACUAGCUCGAGCUCUCUAGCCUCUAGCUUUGCCUGCCAUAUAGGAGUAUAUGAGUACAUGCAUCCAUGGCUUAGCUUAUGUAGUAGCACCAUGUAAUCUGCUAGCUAGCUAGGAAGUGGUCAGGCGAUUCUCUUGAGCUCAUUUCCAUGGGGGCUUUGUAGAGGUGGGGAAGAAGGAUGAUGCUUGGACUUUGAUCAUUUGGGGAUUCAGGUUACUUGAUUAGCCCCCGGCCACAUGAAUGUAUGCAGCGCACAGCGCAGGCAAGGAGACACUGAUGAUGGGGAAGUGGAGAGCGAGCUUACUCUGCCAGUGAUUCUUUGAUUAGCCGAGUGUAGAUGAGGGAGGGGGGUACUGAAAGCCUAGCUAGAUGGAGUAGCCAAGUAUGGUAUAGUUUUGUUUUUGUUACUUUGUCCUUGUACUGCAACACUAUACUACCUAUAUGCAUGUUUUUAGUCGUCCCACCAGUUGAGUUGACAUUGGUUCAUCUUAAUUAUUUUGUUGUCCUAAUAAUGCAUUGGACAUCUUAUGUUCUA
Molecule: messenger RNA, 2047 nt
Organism: Panicum virgatum (switchgrass)
Lineage: Eukaryota; Viridiplantae; Streptophyta; Magnoliopsida; Poales; Poaceae
Product: transcription factor CSA-like
Exons: 3
Coding region: 343-1437 (364 amino acids)
Biological process (GO): regulation of DNA-templated transcription
Cellular component (GO): nucleus
Molecular function (GO): DNA-binding transcription factor activity, RNA polymerase II-specific; RNA polymerase II cis-regulatory region sequence-specific DNA binding
Source: RefSeq, a predicted model, not a curated record